Molecule: messenger RNA, 1937 nt
Organism: Neolamprologus brichardi
Lineage: Eukaryota; Metazoa; Chordata; Actinopteri; Cichliformes; Cichlidae
Product: mixed lineage kinase domain-like protein
Biological process (GO): cell surface receptor signaling pathway; protein phosphorylation; necroptotic signaling pathway
Molecular function (GO): protein kinase activity; ATP binding
Source: RefSeq, a predicted model, not a curated record
CAUGCAGGCGUGUUAAACACGGUCGCUUAGCUGGGGGACAUAAACAGGAAGCAGGAGCUACUUUCGUUUUCUUGUGGUGCUCUGACAGCAAACUUCUGUGAAGAAGAGCAACUUUAUCUCAGAGCUCAUCAUGGAAACAGUAAUAAAGCCCAUCUUUUCUGCUGCCACAAACAUCUACAAGCUGGCUAAAAAGGUGAAGGCCAACAAAAAGCGCUGCCGGCGGAUUUCGGUCCGAGUCAAAGCCCUCGAGCAUGUGGUGAAGUCCAUCACAGAGUUCUCUCCACAGGUAAAGAAAGCCCUCGAGGAGCUGAACCUAACUCUGGAGUCAACACAGAAGCUAAUUGAAAAAUACACUGUAGCCAACUUGGUGGAGCGCAUCCUGAAAUCGGGCAGCCACGGAGAAGAGUUUGAUACGGUGAGCGAGCGGCUCAACGAUGCUUACCAGGUCCUGUGUGUAGCUCUGCAAUCAGAGCAGAGCAAGAUGCUGCACGAGGUGUUUAGACAGAGAGAGAGAGAAGACGAAAUGGACGGGAAGGAGGACGACACGGAGAUGACCAAAUUGCUGAUGGACUUCAUGAAAGAGCAGCAGGAGAAAACCAACACCAUACUGACACAGCUGGACAAAGUGGUGCAGAUGUUGAAUAAGCCCAGUUUCAGCAGCGUGGCUGUGCGACAGAUUAAACCAGAUGAACUGAAGUAUCAACAUCCCAAAAAGCCCUUCAAGACAACAGCGAGCUGCGAGCUCUACAAAGGAGAAUAUCAGGGAUUCCCAGUGGCCAUCAAGAGAUACAUCGACCCCAUGAACACCAGUGCAGGAGUGAAGUCUAUUUUCAACAAGGAAGUCGACACCAUGAAGCAGUUUGAGUCGCCCAACAUCCUGCGAAUGUUUGGGAUCUGCAUCCAGGAUGAGAACGGACCCAAGCCUCAGUUCUUCAUCAUCAUGGAGUACUGUGAGAAAGGAAGUCUUCGCCAGGUCCUGGACUCUGACCUCACUCUGACCUGGAUCAGGAAAGCUCACAUGUGUUUGGAUGCAGCACGAGGACUCUAUCGACUGCACAACACAGAGGAGAAAUCGAGGGUUCACGGGUCCAUCGACAGCAGCAAGCUCCUGGUGACUAAAGACUACACCGUCAAGCUGGGAGGUUUCAGGCUGUCGAAAACAGAGACGUCUCUGAGAAGGCAGACGGAGGACAGAGCCAUGAGGUCGCUGUGCUACCACUGUCCCGAGAAGCUCCACGACAUCAGCUUCAUCUACUGCAAAGAGUGGGAGAUGUACAGUUUUGGAAUCCUCCUGUGGGAAAUUGUAACCUGUAAGAAUCCUUUUGAAGGUUUUUCAGAUGAAGACAUUUAUCAGAAGGUGUGUGAAGAGAAGUAUCAAGAGCCGCUUCCUGAUGACUGUCCUAAAGAACUGGGACAGCUGAUCAACGAGUGCCGGGCCUACAGCGGCUUCCAGAGGCCAUCAGCUGGAGUGCUGCUGGAUAAACUGCGCAGUGUGGUGACACAACUGGAGGAACAACAAGACUGAUUAGAAUCAUCCUGAAGAGGAAACACAACUCAGAAUAAAACAGGAAGAUAACUGUCAGGAUCCGUGGGCGUUGACGUUAAUAUUUUACUUUUUUUCAUUAUUGUAUUUUCUACAUAUUCUGUUCUUUAUCUGGCUUCUUGCCUUCAUUAGUGGAAUGAAGGCUUCAUGUCUCCAAUGUUUUAUUAGCUCUAAACAGAGCAUCCAGGCUAAAUCCCCGCCCCUCACUCACCCCACCUCCAAUGUUAUUUUCUUAAGGAUGUGGAAUUGUACAUAAAAUCAAUAUCAGACUCCACCAGCAAAAAGUCUCUCAAAACACAACAUAUAUGUGAAUUUUUUUAAUCAUUUUUUUACCCCUGGUUAUUUGUAUUCAUGUUCUAUUCUCUUGUAUACUUCAUCUGUGUGCAUAGCUGGA